AUGCUUCGCGACUUCGUAUCGCCGGAUGGCAGCUGGCGAGGGGCAUUCUCCGCACGUGGAACCUUCCCAGGCUCUGCUUCACCCUACGCAGUACUGUCUCUCCAGGACCCGGUAAUGUCGAAUGGUGAUGACGUUGGGCUUGAUGGAAAUGACAGUGUAGGAGCAUCACCGGGCUCUUGCGGAAUCUCAGAUGCACACCCAGACUUCCAAGUCGGAAUUCGCUUCUUGAAGCUGCGGGCUGCCCAUGCAGUGAGAACAGACCGGGUUGCAUCAGCGCAAUCGCGUGGUUUGUUUAUCCACAGACCGUCACGCGCACCUUUCGCGACCACGCCGCGUGUCUGGGGCACCGAGCCAGCCAUUGGGUGCAGGCGAUGGCGCAAGGCUGUAAAAGGUGGGUGCGGAUCCGGGAGCAAUUUGGGGGUUCCGGGGGCCGAUCUUCAUCAUUUGGUCUGCCGCGGCUGCGGGAAGGCAAUUCCACCUCUGCUGAAUUGGUCAGCAAAUUUCAAUUUCGAUGAUGAAGUGGGCGCAUUUGCAGCGUUUGCGGUCUUCGGCAAGCCGUCUGUGGCUGUCCGACGGACUGAACGCCGGGGCUGUUGCAGAAUACGAACAAACGAAGAAGGACGGAAUCAAACGAACAAAACACGGCCCGCAGGCGGCAGUUCGCAAAAGCCCUCGCGCGCAUCAGCAAUGCAGGCUGACCGAGGCCGCCCACGGUCCGGCCCCGAAACGGCAAGGGCGAUGCGAAUGAGGUUGGUGAAGAUACUCAGGCUGAACGGACUGCAGGGUGACUCGAGAUGCCGCGUGGUGGAUGCAGCUGCAGCGACCAGGACCGGCUCGCACCAAGCAAAAGCCACGGCGAUAUUUUUGAUGACACGGAGGCGCUUACCGGGCGUCACGCUGCAGGCUGCGUACCGCGUAAAGAGAGAUGCGAGCGUCGGCGAAGAGCCCUGGAGGGUCCCGGGGAGCGAGUGCAAGUGCGAAAGGCAUGUCGUCGUGCAGCGCUGUAGGGAGCAAGCUUCAGAGAUCGCCUGGAAAGCUUCCUUCCGGCGCCGCCCACCCAGGCACCCGCAGCUCCGCACGUCUAUUGGCUCGACGCUCGAAUUCUGCUUCACGAUGCAUUCGAGCUGCAACUGCAACUGGGUGCUGAGCCUGUCCUAUGGAGACAAGUAUUCCGCACUGCUACGUCUGAGUCGCGAAUGCGUCGUCCCGCUGCUCGCUAGCGCCCGUUUGGGGAUGCUUCUCUCUGCUUCGCACCGGCGGCGGCCUCUUGUCGCACCUCCCGCGACGGCGCGCGCUGGGCUGCUGCCCGCCGCACCAGAGGCCAAAUGCAAAGGGCCCGCGGCGGCGCAGGCGCUGUGGCAGCGUGGCAGCGUGGCAGCCGUCUGCCGCCGCCGGCGCACCUCUUAUGACUGGGUGGCCCUGCAGCAGUGCAGUGCUGUGGUCGGAGAUGAGCCCAGUGGAAAUUGGGCCUAG
Trematosphaeria pertusa is the source of this 1473-nucleotide messenger RNA. RefSeq lists its product as uncharacterized. The record is from RefSeq and is a predicted model, not a curated record. The transcript has 4 exons. Lineage: Eukaryota; Fungi; Ascomycota; Dothideomycetes; Pleosporales; Trematosphaeriaceae. Bases 1 to 1473 code for a protein of 490 amino acids.